Messenger RNA from Parnassius apollo (apollo), 609 nucleotides. Lineage: Eukaryota; Metazoa; Arthropoda; Insecta; Lepidoptera; Papilionidae. The record is from the annotation of a GenBank genome assembly.
AUGUCGGAUGAAGAAUUAAUAGAAUUAGUGAAACGGUACUCAGUGUUAUAUGAUAUGAGUUCAGUUCAUUAUCGUGAUCAUAGUAUUCGAAAUAAUGCUUGGGAAGAAAUUGCAGAACAAUUGCAUACUACAGGUAAGUUUUCAACAAAAUUGGAGAUUUGCAAAGAUCGAUGGGGAAAAUUGAGAAAUUGUUUUAGCAAUGCCCUUAAGAGACGCUAUAAGAAGAGUGGUCAAGCCUCAACUAAAAUUGUACCAUGGAAAUACGAAGCACAGAUGGAAUUUUUAAGGUCUCAUCUUGAGGGCAGACCAACGAUCACAAACUUGUCUGAUGUAACUGACGAUUCAACACAAGAGUUGCAAUUCUCAGAUGAAACCGAAUCAUCUCGUUUUAAUGCAACUCCUGGUCCAAGCUCUUUUACUGUCAGGACACCGACACCAAGCUCUUCUUCUGUAAGGACUCCGACUCCAACCUCUUCAUCAAGUCGAAAUAAGAAAGGAAAUGAAGACAAUGUUGUGACAGAGAUGGUUAAUGUUAUUAAAUCUUCUCAAGAAGCGCGACAAAAGAGAAUGUCAAGAUGGAUGAAACAGAUUAUUUCUUCCAGUCCAUGA